UGUUACGAAAGAACGGAACGCGUGCGGCGUCGCGCCAAAUCGCAAAACGGAUGAACCGGCGACACUGGAGUGACGGAAGAGGAAUUCGCGAUCGGGGAUGCGAAUUCAGUUGGAUACACGCAGAGGCCAGCGUCGUGGAAUGAGUGAUAUCUCGUGACAUAUCGAGUAGAAAGAGAGAGAAAGAGAGAGAGAGAGAGAGAGAGAGGGGGGGGGAUAAAACCGGGCGCGAUAAGUGCCCACUCAAUGAAUUACAAACUGGUCCGUGUUGAUCUAACGAUAACAUCGUCGUCAAUAAUAAUAAAAAAAUCCUAUUAAUAUUAUAUAAUCCUCUUCUGAAUAUAUAUAUGUAUAAUAAUACUCAUUUGUGUGGAGUGUGAUUAUAAAAUUUACCGUUUGUUCCAAAUUUGAGAGAUAUAUCGCCGUAUAAAAGAAAUCUAUAAAUAUAUAUAUAUAUACAUAUAUGUAUGUAUACGUGUAUAUACAUGUAUGUCGUUGACGAAGAUGAUAUAGAGGAAACAUAGGCGUAAAAGCCAACGAGAGCGAAAAGAGAGAGAGGGGAGAGAAAAGGUGACGCUUAACGACCAAACGAAUGUUGUCAAUUACUAUUUAAUCGUCGUGUUAAAGUUUCCACGUUCAAUUAUUAUAAAUGUUAAAGUUGGUUCGUCUGUAGUCCCCCGUUAAAUAAUCUACCUCUCUUAAGUAUUGACAACGAAAAAGCUCGGAAAACGGCCUACAAACUAUAUCUGUGUGUAGAGUGCUACGGAUCUCGGCAAUGAUUGUACCUGGUUUGAUAAGGUAUUAAAUCUUCUUUUCUCGGAAAAGAGAAGAAACGAGAGCUCCGUUUUUCCCGUUUCGAAGAUAACAACGGCGGCAUGAACGUAGGAGACUGGUUACAAAGUGCCAUUUGCAGAGUGUCGCGCGAUCUCGAGCAUUUUAUCAAGAUUGCAUUCCAACGACUUCCAAACUUUGUGUACGCAGUGUAGCCUGUAGAAGGAAACGCGAAGAGAGAGAGAGAGAGAGAGAGAGACUCUUGAUACAUGUAGACGUAAAAGUGAUCAAGAAAUCGUAGGACAUAGUUAGACUGUGUGUGAAAUGUAAGAAUUCGAAACGAGCCAACAUGGAGAUCAUCACGAAACGCGACGCAACGACCAAAAACUCGACACCAAUGGCCUCCGUGAGGUUCACCAAGCUGCAAUUCAUGUUCCUUCUUGGUCCACAAGGGGGAAUGUGACUUGAUUUGGGAGCGAGCCUCGACGAUGAAUUGCCUCAGGGAUCGUCAAAUAGAAACAUAGGCGCAUAACAAACAAAAAAAGUAAAGAGGAUACGAUAAAAGUACUUGCGACGCGUAAGUGCAACCAGAUAAGGCUGAAAUAUGGAUUCGACAAAAUUAGGUGGUCCAGCACCGACUAGUCCGAGGACUCAUUCGCCAGUCCUGCCGAGCUAUGCACCGCCCGGUGACGGUAAUAUUGAUUACAUUAUAGGCGACUACAUGGAGAGACUAGGCACGAGACUGAACAUCCUUGAAACCGAGUUGAAAUAUGCGUGGAGAGCGCUGGAUCUCCUCAGCCAGGAAUAUAUAAAAAUGUGGGAGAGAUUAGAAAAGCUGGAAGGUCUGCUGUACGAGCAGCAAACGGUCAUUAGCCAGCUAAUCGAGUUUUAUACCAGCGGCGGUACUCACGACAAUGUGAGUAUUGUCGAGGAAACUUUGGCAAAUCAGCAGGGUUCGGUAGGCGAACUAGACGCGAUAGCGAAGAGUUUGGGUGCUGCGAUCGGCCUCGAGGAGACCACCGUGCUACGGGAGAAACUGGCUCAACAGGAGUUGGCGAGGAUGCACGGACUCACGCAGGACAGUACAACGGCCGCGGCUGCGGUCACCGAUAUGCACAGGAAUGUCAGAAAUUUGGACACUUUGGAGACUCUGGAAGAAGAGGGCAACAUUCCCGACGAGGCAUUCUAUAGAAGCCUGAAUAACGCCUAUAGGGAAGAUCUGAUCUGCGGCGACACGUCGAGACCGACGUCGCAGCUGGGUAUGAUCUGGGAAGAAGCCGAAGAUGAGGACAUAAAUGGAAAAAAGGAGAUCGAUACCAGCAUCUUCGACAAGACUAUACCAAAGGAAAAAGAACUGGAAGAACUGUCCAGUCAACCGACCAAAGAGGAAGUGCAAACUUCCAUAAUGAAGAAGGAAGAUGAGGCGGAUGAGGACGAAGGCGAGGUGUUUAGCGCGGCCGAUUACAAGAGCUAUAGAGGGAAUACGCCAUGCGUCAGCGAGCAAGAUCUCGCUCAACUUUCGAGACUCAGUUCCCUCGAUCAGGUGGCGUUGGAAAAAUUGCACGAAAUUGAUAGGUUAACCAGCAAAUUGCAAAAGGAUUCGCAAAAUCUCAUCGAAUUGCAAUCGAGACUGAUAGACUCACCGAAACGAAAUCAAUAUGCAACCGAAACCGAGGCGAAACUGGCGGAGGAGGCAAGCAGCAUUGACGAACAACUGAGAAAGAUCUACGCGGAAACUGAUGUGGAUAGCUGGACCUUUUCUAAAAGUCCCGGAUCUACCGGCAGAUCGAUCUCGAGAGUCAGCACUGACAGCGGAUUAGCCACCGAUGGCGACUUUACAACGAGAUCUAUAUCGCCAAGACUGACCUCUACGUCCAGGAGUAAUUUAGACUCCAUUUCGACUACUUAUACCCCGCCUAGAUUAGGAUAUACGUCGGCUAUACUCGAAAAGAGCCCGGAACCCGUGAUCCAGUUGCCGAUCGAUGUUGGUAACUUCGCGAAAGGAUACGCAGAGAACAAGGAGCUGACAGAUCUGAUGGCCGAGAGCUUUGCAGCCGUCACUUGCGCCUCGCCCAACAUUUACAGCACAACCACCGAAAAAGUAUCGUCGCCCACUUUAUCGGCUGGCAGUGUACACAGCGUUCACAGCGCCUCCCAGGGUCUUCGCACCAGACAGGACGGUUACUUUGGUAGCGCUGCUCGGCUCAAUCUCGAAUUCCAAGAAAGUCGUACGCCACCUAGUCCGUCGCCUAGUUCGCCACCUCCACCAGCACCACGAGACACCGCCGAAACCUUUCUCAUGCCCGGUGCAGAGCAAAGAGAGCCGGAUGCGAAACAGGGACCUCAGAGUCCGAGUUUCCUACGAAACGCGGAAAAGCUGGUUUCCAUGGAGCAAGGUCGUCUCAGCCCCCGUACUCCUCACUCGCCCAAAUCACCGCGAGUCUCACCGAAACACGCUGUUAAAUCUAGCAGUGCUGCUAACAUAGUCACAGCUAAAUCUGAUUCCGGUCUGUCUUCUAUGAGUGGCUGGAGUAGCUUAGAUAAGUCGCCGUGUUCCCCGAAGAGCUCCAUCGCUAAGAUGCUGACUUCUUAUUCGGUAGAUCACACCCGUGCGAGUAAUCUUAUACCUAGUACGCAGCCCGCUAGAACAUCCAGCCCGAUACCGCCUCUUCCAGAGGCAACCACUACCACUGUUAUCACGGAACCUCUCUAUGACACUCCCGAGGGUAGAGACGCCUUCGCAAAUGCUAUGACUACUACGUCCAGUCAUCCUUAUACAACUACAAUGAAUCACUUGGCAUAUACGACCGCCAGUAAAUCGCCAGUCAAAGAAGACUAUACUUUUGUACCACCGCCAGCUCCAAGUGUAACUACCACCUCUCAGAGUCCCAAGAAACGUCCUAGUCGUCAACAGAGUAUUCAUCCUUACAGCUCGACGUCUGCCGGUACGAACGCGGAUUAUAUUUACAGAUCGGAACAACCGGCUAUUUAUUCCGUAGCCGGUAGUAAUCGACAACAGGCUAUUACGAGCGUUUAUACCAGCGGUUCUGGAAGCUACGGGCCCAAGACUACCACCUCAGCUUAUUACGUUUCCUCCGAUUCAAUGGAUCAACAAUAUACCAACUAUCAGGAUAGUUACGGCAUUCUUCAAUAUGCGGAGACAACAGGCAACAUGAUGACGCAUGGAAAGAAGCCGGUACGGGGAAGUUCUUUCACAGACGGUAUGACGAAUCACGAGGGAUUCAAAGCAGCAAUGUAUCGCACAAUGUUCCCUACCGGCAAUAUCACUGAUGCUCUUUCGUAUUAUCCGACCAGCGCGACUAAUCUGCCGCGUACGGAAGCAAACGAGACUUCGUCAUGGCUAAAUUCGAUGGAGGAACAGAUACCUCACGACUCGACAUCUUCCAGCAUCAGAUCCUUAACUUCCGACGGGAGCUAUGCUCAAAGUCCUUACACGGACCGGAGGUAUCCUCAGCCGCCGGCCUAUCAAGCGCAUUCGGCAUAUCAACAGCAUCACAUUUACGCGAAUCAGAAUUAUCCGCAAGCCUAUCAGCAGCAGUAUCAGCCGUACAGCCAACGAUUGAGUAGUGCCGAGAGCGCACAACUUGCAGACGGUUAUCAGAGACAAUGGCAAAGAGAGCAUCAAUACAUUCAAGAUCACGAGACCGGAAGGAUGUCUAUGGAGCAACAACAGACGCAGCAGAGCGAAUAUUAUGACGCCUCAAGUGUCAUAGUCUCGCAAUCCGGGUACAUCAGUAUUUCUUCGAAUUUGAAAGAUCACGAGAUCGAUACUAGCAAGCUGUCGAAAAAAGUCAGAAGAGGCUCUUCGCUAAAAAACGCUAUGAGCUCUAUGAGCAAUUGGCUGCCCGAUUUACACCUCACCAAACGUCACAGAAGUCAAUCGUUACCAGGUGGUGUCAGAAGAGAAGAUCUGGAUGUACCGCAAGACGGUCAGCAGCAAAGAUUGCCCGUCGAAAUGACAGGCAGAGGUCGGGGUAGAGCCCAAACCGCUAGAAAAAAGAAAAAACAUACGCUAGUUUCCACGGUCUCCGGCAUUCUCCAGAAGGCUAAGCGCCGCAGUCACCAGUCGCAAUCUCUAUCUGACCCGGAACAGUCCGAGACAGAAUGGAGCAGUGGUCGGCAAAGCGGCCUCUCGGAAGAUGAGGACAGUGUCAUGUCCGAUAUCGUUCAAGAACCGCCUUUCUUCGCCAAAGUAAAGGGCGCUAGCACGAAAAGGAAACAACCGCCUCCGAUACCGCAGCAGAUGAUGAUACAACAACAGCAACAGCAAACACAAAUGCAAGCGCAGCAAAAGGAAUAUAUGCAACAGCAGCAAAAGGAAUAUAUGCAACAGCAGCAACAGCAAGCACAGUUACAACAGCAACUUCAGCUCCAACAGCAAGCGCUUCAACAGCAAGUGCUUCAACAGCAACAGCAAGUUCUUCAACAGCAGAUUCAACAGCAUCAGGAGCAGUUGCAACAACAGGCUCUUCAAGAUACGUGGGCAAAAGAGAAGGAACAAAGAAAGAUCGAGGUUAAUGAGCAUGACAUGAACGACCAGACGGCUUUGCUCGAAGAAGAAGCUUCGGGAAAGAGUACCGGAUCGGGAUCCGGCGGAUCAUCGAUCUUCCAAACCGUCGGCGAUAUCAAAAGAUCGACGGGUAGUUCGGAUGAGGCCCCUAACGAGAAGGCACCAAAACUACCUCCAGUCACUUUGAUCGGUGGCUCGAGCAUGGAAUUCGCUGUGUCACGAGCGCUCGGCAAGUAUCGUCAACGACAAUCUUCGACGGUGUCCGAUGAGCAAUCGACAACCGACGAGAACAAUGAAAAGAAGCCAACCGAGGAUGGUCCAGCGCAAACUCUGGAAACGAGUUUUGAGUAUCCAGAAGAUAUGUCAGAAAAAAGUGAGAAGAGCGAAAAGUCUGGUAGCGCAAAACUACCGGAAUUAGUUACCAGUCUGUCAGAAGAGGCUCCGCCGUCGGAGGGCAGUCCGUCGGCGUCCAUAAGAGGUUACAAUACUACGGGAGGUAGUCGAUUUCUACCGCGUCAUCAGCAAUCCCUAGAAAUUCCUUGGACCGGAUCACGACCGGGUGAGCCUGAUGAGGAUAAUCGCAGCACUCAUUCAUACAGAAGUACAUCGAGAGUGUCCUCAAGGCGGCAAAGCACGGAAGACUCCAUCGAUUCCGAAGACGAAUGGUACUGUUACGAAUUGAGAAAGCUCGAAGAGCUGGAGAGACAGUCCGAGAUGGAAAUGACCGAAGCACUGAUCGAGGAACCAGAAGACGAGGUUUAUCAGCCAGACGAAACGGUAAAAGAAAAGAUGUCGUUUGUGCUGAAGGAGCUUAAGCUCAAAGCCAUCGCGAAACCGGGAAAGGAUCAGAGAAAGGAAGGUAGAGAUGAAAUGCGAGCCAGGAUGAACGGUACAGUCAUCAAGGAGCAUCGCUUCGAAGAGAAUGACAGCAGGUAUCGCGACGAGAAGCCUAUACCUAAACGGAAAUCCGCGGAAAGUGUGGAAGCUGUGUUCGCCCGGGUGACCGAUUACCACACGUGGGCGCACGAAUUGGAAGCUAAAAAGGAGAAGCCUCCACCACCACCGUCUACGGAAGAGGGUUCUUCCGGCGAAACAUCCGGUCCGGACAGUCCUGGACAAUCGAUGGACGAGGAAGAGGAAGAGGAACUGCCGAAGGACCUCGAAGAGCAACAGUCGCGACGAAGCUCCAACGGUUCGACGUUACGUCACAGCGAGAAGAUGCCCCAGGGCUCGGAUUCUUUAUCCCGCGAAGGUAGCGUAAGUGUACCACCUAGCGAAGUGUCGGUCAGCAUCCCGGGAGCUUGGGAUUCUGAAAGCACUGUCCUUGAAGGCCUCGAGCGCGAUGGAGCCGGUAGCGCCGAGACAGCUACCACGGCGACCUUGAGUCUACCGAAGAUCAAGAUCGACUCCUCGUCCUGCGGAAGCUCGGACACGACAUUGAAGGAGGGCCAGGUGAGUCCUGGCCCACCCGGGUCCAAGUGGAAGCUGCUCAAGGCCUUGAAGGAACGUAAGGCCGAGGAGAAGCUCAAGGAGGUCGAAGAGGCCUCUAAGGAGAACGCUAUCUCCCAGGGACCCACGGCAAACGGCAGCGGUCCGGGUGGCGAAUCCGGUGGACGAGCGAACGGACAUCCAGGCGACAAUCCCUUCUACAGCACCAUCGACAGCAUGCCGGACAUUCGACCGCGCCGGAAGUCGAUACCAUUGGUUUCCGAGCUGGUCUUGAAGACCAUGGCAGCGACGAAGAGGAACGCUGGUCUCACAUCCGCCGUACCUCGAGCGACGCUGAACGACGAGGAGCUGAAGAUGCACGUGUACAAGAAAACUCUGCAAGCGAUGAUCUACCCUAUAUCAUCGACCACUCCUCACAAUUUCGUCACCUGGACGGCUACGUCGCCGACGUACUGCUACGAAUGCGAGGGUCUUCUCUGGGGUAUCGCUCGACAGGGAGUGCGAUGUAUGGAGUGCGGCGUCAAGUGUCACGAAAAGUGCAAGGACCUCCUAAACGCCGAUUGCUUGCAGAGGGCGGCUGAGAAGAGCUCAAAGCACGGCGCCGAGGAUAAGGCGAUUAGCAUAAUCACGGCGAUGAAAGAAAGAAUGAAGCAAAGAGAACGAGAGAAGCCAGAAAUCUUCGAACUGAUUCGCACGACGUUUUCAGUCGACCCGGAUACGCACAUAGACAGCCUCGAGCAGGCCGAACAGAUCGUCCUUGAGGGUACCAGCAAGUGGUCCUGCAAGAUCGCCAUCACAGUGAUCAGCGCACAGGGAUUAAUCGCCAAAGAUAAGAGCGGCACAUCUGACCCUUACGUGACAGUCCAAGUUGGCAAAGUGAAGAAGCGCACGAGGACCAUGCCGCGAGAACUGAAUCCCGUAUGGCACGAGAAGUUCUACUUCGAGUGCCACAAUUCGUCCGAUCGGAUAAAAGUUCGAGUAUGGGACGAGGACAACGAUCUGAAGUCGAAGCUGAGGCAAAAACUGACGAGGGAGAGCGACGACUUUCUUGGGCAGACCAUUAUUGAGGUCCGAACACUCAGCGGCGAGAUGGACGUCUGGUACAACCUGGAGAAGAGGACGGACAAGAGCGCAGUGUCGGGCGCCAUUAGGCUGCACAUUAGCGUCGAGAUCAAGGGCGAGGAAAAGGUGGCACCGUACCACGUGCAAUACACCUGUCUGCACGAGAACCUCUUCCACAGCCUGUGCGAGGAGAACGGCGGCAUGGUGACUCUGCCUCAGGCGAAGGGCGACGAUGCCUGGAAGGUCUACUUCGAUCCUCCCGGCGAGGAGCUCGUCGACGAAUUCGCCAUGCGUUACGGCAUCGAGAGCAUCUACCAGGCGAUGACGCACUUCCACUGCCUCUCAACCAAGUACCUGUGUCCAGGCGUGCCGGCCGUUAUGUCGACCCUCCUGGCAAACAUAAACGCAUACUACGCUCACACGACCGCUAGUCCGGCCGUGUCGGCCAGUGAUAGAUUCGCCGCCAGUAACUUCGGGAAAGAAAAGUUCGUCAAAUUACUGGAUCAGCUACACAACUCCCUCAGGAUCGACCUGUCGAUGUACAGGAACAAUUUCCCGGCUUCGAGCCAGGAAAAGCUGAUGGAUCUGAAGAGCACCGUCGACCUGCUGACGAGCAUUACGUUCUUCCGUAUGAAGGUUCAGGAACUGUCAAGCCCGCCACGGGCCAGCACCGUCGUGAAGGACUGCGUGAAAGCGUGCCUACGAUCGACCUAUCAGUUCCUCUUCGAGAACUGUUAUGAUCUGUACAAUCGAGAGUUCCAGGCGGAUCCAAACGAGGCAAAGCGAGACACGGACGAUCAUGGCCCGCGAUUGGAUUCGCUCGAUUUCUGGCACAAACUGAUCGCCCUGAUAGUCUCGGUGAUCGAGGAAGACAAGAACAGUUAUGCGCCCGUGUUAAAUCAAUUCCCUCAGGAGCUCAACAUUGGUCAGCUGUCGGCGGCUACGAUGUGGUCCUUGUUCGCGGUGGACAUGAAGUACGCUCUGGAGGAGCACGAGCAGCAUAGAUUGUGCAAAUCCUCGGCCUAUAUGAAUUUGCACUUCAAAGUCAAGUGGCUGCACGCCAACUACGUCAAGGACGUGCCGCCGUAUAAGGGCGCCGUGCCAGAAUACCCGGCCUGGUUCGAACCCUUCGUCAUGCAAUGGCUUAAUGAGAACGAUGACGUCUCAUUAGAAUAUCUCCACGGUGCCUUUAGUAGAGAUAAAAAGGAAGGCUUCCAGAAGAGCAGCGAGCAUGUGCUCUUCAGCGUCUCCGUUGUCGAUGUUUUCACACAACUAACACAAUGCUUCGACGUAGUGUCAAAGCUGGAAUGUCCAGACCCGGAGAUCUGGAAAAGAUAUAUGAAGAGAUUCGCCAAGACCAUCGUCAAAGUUUUAGUGGCUUACGCGGAUAUAGUGAAAAAGGAGUUCCCCAGCCAUCUGAAGGAAGAACGAAUUGCGUGCAUUCUGAUGAACAACAUCCAACAACUUCGGGUGCAAUUAGAAAAGAUGUUCGAGUCAAUGGGUGGCGACAAACUCGAGGAGGAUGCAGCAAACAUAUUGAAGGAGUUGCAACAACAGCUAAACGGCGCUUUGGACGAUUUGGCUAUACUAUUCGCAAACAGUUUAGAACCGCGAAUAACAGUUUCCGUCAGAGAACUAGGAGACCUAUUGUUGGCUAUCAAAGGCGGAGGACAGGUAACCCUGUCGCAGCCAGCACAAAGAAACAACGUAACCGUAGAAGCCGACGACGUUUUGAGACCACUCAUGGUUCUGCUCGAUGGUAGCCUAUCUUUAUACGCUGAGUCGUGCGAAAAGACAGUAUUGAAGAGACUACUGAAGGAACUGUGGAAGAUAGUCAUGAGAAUUCUAGAAAAGACCGUUGUUUUGCCACCUAUGACAGAUAAGAGCAUGAUGUUUAAGAACCUGACGGAUAAUGCUAAGAAUCUCGCUGCGAACGCCAAGAUAGAAGAUAUGUCGAAGUUGUUUAAGAAUCACAUGGCUGGGAAACCCGAUGUUAAAAAUGCCCUUAGUGGAGUUAUGGAUAUUUCUAAAGAGGUGGAGAAGAAUCUUUCGCCGAAGCAAUGCGCGGUUCUCGAAGUCGCUCUGGACACGAUCAAACAAUACUUCCAUGCUGGUGGUAAUGGUUUGAAAAAGACAUUCCUAGAAAAAUCACCGGAAUUGCAGAGCCUCCGUUACGCGUUGAGUUUGUACACGCAGACAACGGACACUCUCAUCAAGACCUUUGUCACUUCGCAAGUCAACCAAGUGCCGCUGAACGAUUCGACAACGCUACGUCAGCGUCAGCGUUCGAUGAGCAGCGAGAGAGGUGACGAAGGGGAAGGAGCCGAGGGUAUGGACCUCGAGGAACCCCUUCGCAUGACCAAGCCCUCUCUUCGUCGAGAGAGCCGACAAGUUCCAGAUGUCGCCGGUUCAGACGAGGGUUCGGUGGGCGAGGUGAGCAUUCAAGUGGAUCUCUUUACACAUCCGGGAACGGGAGAGCAGAAGGUCACCGUCAAAGUUGUGGCUGCGAACGAUUUGAAGUGGCAAUUGGCGACAGGCAUGUUCAGGCCGUACGUUGAGGUGAAUCUAAUUGGACCGCAUCUUACUGGCAAGAAGAGAAAACAAUCGACGAAAUCGAAGAGCAAUAACUGGUCGCCGCAAUUCAAUGAAAGCUUUGACUUCAUGAUCGGUAAUGAACAACAACAGCUAGAUUUCUACGAGUUACAUAUCUGCGUGAAGGACUACUGCUUUGCGAGGGAAGACAGACUCGUUGGAGUCGCUGUGAUGCAGCUUAAGGAUAUCGUCGAGGAAGGCUCGUGCGCGUGUUGGUUGUCGCUUGGCAAACGUAUCCAGAUGGACGAGACCGGCUGGACGAUCCUACGAAUUCUCUCGCAGCGUAAUAACGACGAGAUCGCCAAAGAGUUUGUGAAACUGAAAAGCGAUAUCAGGCAGGAGACACCGCUGCCGAAUCCCACUUGAAGAGAUGCGACGUUGCGUUAAUAAGCCGAUAGCGAAGCGACUCGAGUACUUCGAGCUUGGAAAGAGCUCGAAGAGAAGAAGAAAAAAAGAAGAAGAAAGAGUAGAAGGAGUAGGAGGAAGAGAAGCAGGAGGCCGUCCAAAGAGGGUUAGCAUUUGAUAUCUUCGGUACCACAAGCGAACGAAACCUUUCACGAUUUUGCGAGAGAGAUGUAAUUCGCGCGAUUCACCCGGCGAAAACGAUCGCCCCGAACCCUUCCGCCGUUCUUCGUUGAGAAGCAUACGACCCAGGGAAGGACAAUCCUAACAAUAGGAUAGGAAUCGAUUUAUCGCGAAGCUUCUUCUCUCCAGCUUCCCUCGCGCCAUGGAGUUCAGUCGAGCGUAAUUCCUCUCCAUUUUUUACGAGACACACACACACACACACACACACAUACAUACACACAGACACAUAUGCACAUACACGUACACACAUACAGAGCUUCAACCCCGUCCCUGAACAGCGACGACCGGAAACCACCAUCUUCCACAGAUCUCGAGAUAGGACGAUGAGCUAGGUCAACCUCGCGUGGCACAGCAUUCGUCCUGCGUAUUACUACAAUAAUGAAAAAAAAAGGCGAUUCCUCCCGCCUACGUUUACAGAGAGUUAAAAUAAUCAGCGGAGCUCGAUAGCGAGACGACGACGAGCAACGCUUCAGUACUAUACGAGGACACAUCGGACUCUUCUUCGUGCGAGUGUCGCAGGCGAAACGCAGGAAAAGAUGGAGAUACGAAGGAGAUAGUGUUCGCUAGACAAAAACGCGAAACGUGAAAACAGUGCUGCCAGUACGCAAUAUAUUUGGUAAUAUUCGUAACGUAAGAUAGGACGAGAGAUUAACAUCGCGAAGAACUCAAGUAUGGUGCUUCGCGGAAAAGGCGACAGAAACUCUCUCGAUCGGACGCGCUGUCGUUCGCCGAAAGACUGACUUAGAAAUGGAAAAGGACGAAAAAGUGAGUCCACGUGUGGUGGGUCCUUGAUCGCGACGCGGUCACAUAUGUUAUGAACAAAGGGCGAAAUCGGAUUACAUGUGAAACCGUAUACACAAAGUUUAAAUACCACGCGCACACCCACAGACACAUACGUUUACACGCGCGCGAUACGACCGCGUCGUUUCUAGGCCGUUUGUUCGGGAGGACGAGUUUACUGUAGAUACGUGAACACGUUGUUGAGACGAAGAAGUUUUUUCUAAAUAUACAGUUUAAAUGUAGCAUUGCGUACGACCAAAUAGGCACGUCCUGUAACCGUCACGCAGCGACGUGCCGUUAGUAAUAAAAACAGAAAAAAAUUAGUAAGGCAUUGUAAUUGUAAAGUACGUUCUUAUUCGUAAGAUUAUACCAGAAAUGAUCAUAAGAGUCUGACUGUUGCUAAUGAUGUUGCUGCUGUUGCGAAUGAUGCCGAGAUCCGCCCGAGAGCUUCGCGAGAGUUACGCGAAAGCGUCGUAUCGAUUUCAAGUCGUUGCAAGCGGAUGAUGUACGCGCGUUGAUCCCGCACCUCCGAAAGUCGCGUAUUAACGUAACGAACGAUACACCCGACACGUUGCGAACGCGAAUCCUCGUUCUACGAACCGGCGAGCGAGCGAGUCUACAAAAUUAAGCUUUACACUCUUAUAAUUAACGCUGUCGGUAUUCGGGUAUUUCGAGUAUUAUCUGCGUGUGACAGAUUACUCUGAGGUAUUGAAUUUCAAGUUAAGUAAUAUCCGUCAAUUUCGACAGUACUACUUGUAAUCUAGUGCGCGCAAAUAACUAUACCGUAGCUUUUUUGAUUCUCUCUCUUUAGCUACCGUUGUUUUUUACGGCAACGUCUAUCUCGGAAUAUGACAUGAGGCACUGGACGUUUAAGCUACCGUUAUUAGCACGACACUACUGCUACUACGUCUCUUAGCUUCAUCGCGUCUUGUACAGCUUGCCUCAUGUGCGUAAUAGUGGACGUUCGCCCGUCCGUAGAAACGCGUCUAUCGCGUUUUUGCCGAUCUCUUUUAUCUGGUACUUUUAUCGGAUCGCGAUGACGAAAAGGUGGAUGGGAGUACAAUCGAGCUCCUCUUCGCUACAUCUGCUACGAUCGUACGAAGCUUCGGUCGGAUCCCUCCGUGAGAGAAACUCGAAGGCACACGACCUCGUAUCCGAUGAAUUCAGUCAUCGUCCAGCCCAGGGCUGCAGAGUCGGGCGGGGCAGGUACAACACAACUCCGGAGAUUACGCUAUUAUAUUCAAAAGUUUCUACUACGUAGUACGUCUAGAUUAUACUUACGUAUAUUGUGUAUAGUGUCUAAAACUGCUGAUGUAGCUGCGAGCGCGGGAUUUUCGGCAGAUAGAGAAACGUGCGCCACCUCAAAAAUGAACUCGUCUCAGUUGCAGGUGCUUAUACUAAAUUUCAAUAUAAGUCGAAGCAUCAGACAUGAAUUUUAACAGUAAUUGAGCCCACCUUUUCAAGAAUCUGACAGAAUUAAUCUUGACAUUAAAAUAAAAAUAAAUUGAUAUUAAUCAUUUUUAGAUUAAUAAUUUUUGUAUCCGCAAAGUGUAGAGUAGUUUCAAUUAUUUCUAAAAGGAAACAGAUUGUCGGGGCGUCGCAAUUCCUUCAAAAUAUUUUUUAAUAUAAGAUUUCAAUAUUUGAAAAUAUAUAUUGAAAUGGUCCGUUAGAAUUUUUAACUUUAAUUGGGAGAUCAAUUUACAAAGCACCUGCAUCUGUCGUUGAUGGUGCGUCGAAAAAAAUUCAAGCAUGAUAGGAAAAAAAAAACACGGGUCCGCGAUCUCGCCACCAUCUUCAUUUGUAAAAGUGUCUAUUUUCUCCGCUGCCUAACACUAAGUACAUUACUUAAUACGAAAAGGCUGGCGAAUUCGGCACUCAGAUCGGCCUCGUCGACGGGCAUACACCCAGACAAUUACCUCGUCCCUCCCCUCCCCCCGGUCGUAGAUCCACCGCAAUCACCGCGACCGUCGACGGGUCCGGCCGCCAAUUUUUCCUCCUACUCUCCGCUUCGAUUAAUAUCUUGUAAGCUUAAUGAAAAUAUCUCGUGUAUUCUGUGAUAAUUACCCCUUAAAAAGGACACUGACACGCUAUAUCUUACACGCACAAAAAAACAUACACGUACACAUACGAGGGAAGAUCCGCGGACGGAGUCCGCGCACAUGGAAGGUGAAAAUUGUACAGAAACUGGAAACGGAUAACAAAGAUAGAUACGACUACAACAUGAUUACACCGAUCCUAAACAUAGCAACAGUAUUUUUCUUCUUUAACUACACUCCCAUAUUUCUAUUAUCUGUAAACGUCCGAGGAGUCUUGUCGCGAUAAUAACGGAAGAAAAAGAAAGAUAUAUAUAUAUAUAUGUACACAGAGUGAUACCAGUUUUUCGUCUCUAAUUCCCUUCAUCUAUCGAUUCUGUGAUCAAUUUGUAGUUGAUUUCUCCUUAGCGAAAGUUUUAUCCUUUUUCACAACUUUCUAUAAUAUUAAAUAUGUCUAAGCCUCACAUAAAAAUACUGUGAAAGUAAAAUUUAUCUCGAAUUGAAUAAAGAUUAAGGCUCCGUCGUCUCUACUGCUCGUUGAAAUUCUUAGACUUUUUAUCACCUUACAGUUUAAAACUUAUCGCUGCCUUGACACUCUUCGUUUAAGGACAAAUACUCGAAAUUGAUCAGAGAAUUCGUAGAUGGGCGAGACCUGGCACACUCCGUGUACCGCGUCGACAAAUCGUAACUCUUCACCCGCGAUAUUAUCAGCCGCAAAAAGAUACAGAAGACGCGACGCGAAGAUACGGGACGCAAAAGUGUGUAGCGCAUAACGGUGAGAAUCGUUUUAGCUCCGGAAAUUCAGUAAACGAUUACAUGAUACGAUAACUGAUGAAAGAGAGAGGGAGAGGGAUUCCAGACGGAAAAAUUUGAACCAGCAAAGCUUAAAAAAAAAAUUACGCAAGUUACGCUUAAAUCGUACGUUUAGCACAUUGCGAUAUUAUGGGUUUUUUUUUUAGCCCUUUCUCGAAAACAAUUUUUUCCAUAGUUUUUACAUCAUUCUCAUUCUGAAUGAUAAUUACGAUUUUAAAUAAAUAAGUUUUCAUGACUAAUAUUUCGGUUGCUUGUUUCUGAAUCGUUUUGAAAGAUUAAAGGCGAAUUAUCGAUCUGAUAAAAUAUACAGAGCGAUUCGUCGUUGCUGUUCCGUUUCUUCAAACGCAAGAAACAUGUUCAAAAGUGUUUUAUCUCUCAUUUGCAUUAAUGGGAAGUCCCCAAGAGAAUGCCGCAAACUUUUGCGUCCGGUCGCCGAUGAAAGCGUAAAGAAUCACGAUCGAAAAUUCAAGGCAGACUCCAAACUGCUAAGCGAGAUAUAAUUUUUUUUUUAGCAAGGAGAAGAGAGAGAUCACAUAACAAAGGGAAACUAAGGAGAGAAAAAAAAAAUAUACACAACUGUUGACAAUACUAUGCUUGAGAAUCGUAUUGACACAUAUGUAAUGUACCUAAUAAAUAUAUAAAACAAGACGGGAGAUGUUUGUGUUUCGUAAGUAAAAGCGUAUUAAGAGUAAACUCGUAAUAGAGCGCGAGGAGGCACGAUAAACUCGCGCGAAACGCGGAACGCGUAAUUUUUGUGCGUAUCAUCAGCGUGAUUUAUUAGGUAAUUACGACUAACGAGCGAAGACAGGAAGCAAGCUUCGUCGUCCCACGGAAAGCGCCAUUAUUGUCGAGAAAAUUUUCGAGCAACGGAGAACGAAGCGAAAGAUAAAGAGAGAGAGAGAGAGAGAGAGAGAAGAGAGGGAGAAAGAUUUCGAUGACACGUCGCCGCUACGCAGGUGACCCAAAGCAAUUAUAUUCGAGUAUGAAACACGCACAUUCAACACAAAAAAAAAAUACCUGCAUAGAAUUCCGAAUCUUCAUCGAUAAACGUUUCGUUUCUUCACUCAUGCUGACGCGUUCUGGAUGCGAACUGGAUGCACAUAUAUGUAUAUAAUGCCAUACACACAAGAUGUAAUACAUAUACAUAUAUACACAUCGACUCACACACACACACACACACACACACACACACACACACACACACACGCACACACGCACAAACACACAUACGUGGGAUAGCGCUUGUGUGACUCCAUAUUCACACGCGCGCGCGCCGUCGUUACGCUUCUCAUCUCUGAAAACGGAUCAUUGUCAUUUAUUCCUAUCAUCAUCAUCAUCAUCAUCAUCAUCAUCUUCAUCAUCGUCAUCGUCAUCAUCUUCAUCAUCAUCAUCGUCAUCGCGAACGACGAUCGCCCGGUGAAUAAUAGUAUUGUUCCACUGAUCGAUUCGACGACAAUCCGCCGUAUCGGACGGCGAUUGUGCGACUUGGGCAAACGCGUUGCCUCUCGAAAUCCUGACAAUCCUGGUGACAUCAAUGCAUAGUGAGACGCGAUUCACGGAGGAUGUCGGCUCGCAUCAAUCGCACCGUUCAACUAGAUAUAGAAAAUCCAUAUAUACAGUAUGACUUGCCUCGUUUUAAGGAUAUAUCGCGCAUCAAUCAUUAAUAUCGUGCCGCACGUAGUUAGCGAAAUUAAAGUUAAAGACGUAAAUCUCUUCCUUGGGUUAUAAGAAAUUCUAUUUCGUAUACGUUGAAGAGCUAUCGAUUCUACGACGAUUCGUUGACCGUUUCGUGUUAAUAUUAAACGUGAGAUCUAGCUGUCGUAUGGCCAAUCGAGAUCCGUGUUCUAACGGCGCGUUCAGCGUAAAAUGCGAGCGUCCGACUUUGCGUCACGUUGACGUUAAAAGGCGAUAUCUUCGUGUAUUAGACAAAUUUAAUCGAAACUCGGCCGAUCGUAUUUCCUGGCGCCAACUGUGCCGCGAGAACACGCUCCCGCCUGUUUAUUAUUUAUAUUUGUAUGUUUAAUGAGUUCGUGCAUACAUUUAGAGAAUAAUCGAGUGUAUACGGAUGGAAUUCAGAGAGAUAAGUGUGGUACAUAGUGUGGUAUAUAAAGAGCGAGAGAGAGAGAGAGAAAGAGGGGAAGGGGGACUGAAACUCGAAUGAUUAGUUAGAUAAAUAUGAAAAAAAUAUUGUAAUCGAAUGAGAGAGAAAGAGAGAAAAGAGAGACGAUCGAGAGAGGGACCUAUUAGAGCUAUAUCAUCGUUGAAUCAUUGCACAUGCAUACACAUACACCACGUGCCAUAUCAUCGCAUUAUAUAUCAGAGACAGAGUUUAAAUACUAUUAAAUCAUAGCUAGAUAUACAGCUGUAUACAUAUGCGUAUACAUAUAUAUAUAUAUACGGCGUGACGGAAUCACGCGGGUGAAAAUCCGGCACGUGUACAGUAUUCGUUUGACUAACUGUGAUUCGUUGCUGGUCCUUAUUCGAGUAAUACGACAUUGAUACGUGGUAUAUGCGACACAUAUACCGGCGUGACGAAGGGGCGAACGAACGAACGGAGACGUACGAGAUGGAAAAUUGGAUAAUUGUAUGGACAUCGGAUGACAUUUGUCUAGUGAACAUUCCAUUUUCGAAGCGAUUGUCUCGAAAAAGAUGUAACAAAUGAUAACGCGCGUAUCUUCCUUACUCAUUCGCCUCUUCAAUCGUUGUCGCGUGUUAGCGAAUGCAAUAUGACGAAAUAGAAUUCUUGUCGCUACUCGGAUAUCGACCGACACUAUUUACUCGCGAUCACACAAUUAUUUCGGCUCGGAGACUUCGGGGUUUCCGAUUCGGCGGAGGGAAAGAUCGUUAGAGCGAACUUUGUUCAUUCAAUCAUCGCCAUCAUGAUAAGCGAGUCACACUCGCGUCGUCGUCACUUCAACACUGUACGAAACGUCUGUUCGCCAACUUGAAGAUGCCCUCUUUGUAAUCUAAUUUUUUUUUUCGCAUCGACAGUUCACACACGCACGUGUAAGAUAUUAUCGCAUCUCGAUCAUGUAAUCACAGAACAGAAUAUAUAUUGCACAUACGUUUGCACAUAUUAUAUACAUAUUUACACAAGUGUGUAUAUACAUUAUAUAUACAUAUAUAUAUAUACAUGGUCAUGAUCGCGAUCCGUGUUGCUGUCUCACCUGCUCGAUCGAAACACAAUUCUGACUAUUACUUUCAAUUUGCCUUUCCUCGAACAAUUUGAAUCUAUCCUAAAACAUAUCUAAAACUCAGAGAAAACGUAAUUUUCCGCCCAUUUUCACCAUACAAAUGAUAUUUUGAGAAUCAUAUUAUUAAACGGGAUGCCUCCCGUACUAAGCGUGCUUCCUUUAAACUGCAAAUUUUUCAAUCAAUUUUGAGUUGAAAAUUAAGAAUCGCAACAAAGAUGUAACAUUUUUCAUUUGUAUUCUUAUGUAACUCACAAGAUUUUUCGAUCAAUUUGAAUUUGUAAUUUACUCGGAUAGCAUUUUAAUUUAAAACUUAUAAAAAUGUCGAAUUGAGGUAUUGAAAGCUACGAUAUAAAGUUGCGAUAUAUAUUCGCUGGAAAAAAUUCGAAAUUAAAUAAAAAAUUCUUUGGACAAAAAGCAUGCAGUUUGAGAGAAAUUACGCUUAAGGGAAGACAUCUUGUGCAAAUAUACACAAACUGUUUAUUAUUGUAUCAUAAAUUGUCUAUAUCAGCUUUGCUACGAAUACUACUUCGCCGAGAACAUCUGAAAGAAAAGUGGGGAAAAAGAUCCCAAGGAGAAAUCCUGAGACAGCCACGGAGCGGUGACUUUUCGAAUGCCCAUUAUCCCACAUCGAAAUUACUCCCCCCCCCCCCCCAUAAAAAUUCCAAUGUUCCACACCGUAUUCGCCUCCAUGUGUUGCCCUAUAUGUUACAAUACGCUGCGCUGUGUUCUUUCUGACUAUCGUUCUCCUCUUUUGUCUCGCGUGAAUAUAGGAGAAAAUGCAGGUAACCGACUCGAGCGAGAAGUAAAGCGGAUAAAAAGAUUGCAACAUACCCUAAUCUUUUUAAGAACAAUUUUGCGUGGGAAAGAACUCUUCGAAAAAAAAGGCCGGAACACCAUUUGUCACUUUUUUGCUUUCCAUUUUCGAGGUAUACUCUUGUUGCAGCGUCGCAACAAAGGUAGAAUAGAAAGGUGGAAGUAGCUAAUAGAGAAGUGUUCCAAUCCUUUUGGGAUAAUUGUACAUAAAGAAAGAAAAAUAUUGCUGUGAAGUACUUUUCAAAAUAUAUUUUGUUGACGUAUAUUGCGUUAGUGUAUUAAAAGUGACAGACGGAGAGAUUACACGGGCGUUGACUUAAUAAUUACUUGAUUCCGUUGCGUUGCAUCGUCGUACAUACUUCCUCGUUGUAAAUGGUUUUAAAAAAAAAUCACGUUGCCUAUGGUAAAGUUGUUCGCAUCGCGAGGAGGAAUCAUAGCGGCUGCACUUUGCCCGAUCUCCGAUUUUCGACAGGAUUCUAUCAACGUCGUUCAAUUUCUUGUAAUAGCAAGUGAUUAUUUUUUUCUAGAUAUUAGUAUGAUACGUAGGGUAAUAUGCAUAGUAAAGGACGUAAUUUAGUUAAUUAUAAGUAAAGCUGUUAAAUCAGAUUGGUAGAAUCGAUUCGAAAAUGCGAGACCAAGUUUGCAUAAACGUUGGGGCGAUCGAGCAGCUGCUGUCGGGUGCCUCCGACGAAUCUGUAAAGUAUUCAAGUUUUAUCGGUCGCAGACGUCCUAAGAGCAAAGUAAACGAGUCACACGUUCGAUAUAACAAUUCUUAAUUUCCCCAUUUCCUCAUCCGUGAUCUGUUCGCACACUUCUCUCGUUCCUCGUUUUGCGAUCAAUGUACCAUAUCCGAAGGGUGCUCUUAAAGUGGAUAGCGAAACGAAAAAAGUGAAAGUGAAAAUUGCGUUGUAUCAAGACGGUGCAUACCGUUGAGCGAGGGGUAGAAAGGAUGGCUUUCUUAUUGGGAUAAGCUGCCUCAGGGGAAGGUGAUCCAGGGACUCUAAUAAACUUAUCCGAAACUA
Solenopsis invicta (red fire ant) is the source of this 19642-nucleotide messenger RNA. RefSeq lists its product as uncharacterized. NCBI's taxonomy places the organism in Eukaryota, Metazoa, Arthropoda, Insecta, Hymenoptera, Formicidae. Gene Ontology annotation, molecular function: diacylglycerol binding; calmodulin binding; syntaxin-1 binding. The coding region runs from base 1373 to 10768 and encodes 3131 amino acids. Gene Ontology annotation, biological process: synaptic vesicle priming; synaptic vesicle maturation; dense core granule priming. Gene Ontology annotation, cellular component: presynaptic membrane; terminal bouton; neuromuscular junction. The record is from RefSeq and is a predicted model, not a curated record. The transcript has 21 exons.